GUCCAUCUCGAAAUCGUUGCAACGAUGAAAGAACUUCUUACGACUUCCUUUUUUUAUAAGGAGCAUUUUGAUCAGGUCAUCAAAUACUAUAAUCUCGACUUCCCAUCAAAAUUAACUGACUUAGUGGCUGGAAUGUCUUUCGCAAAGAGGGAAGAAUUGCAAACUGUUUUGCAAGAACUUGAUUUGAAUCGUCGAAUGCUUCUUGUUCUUGAAAUUGUAAAAAAAGUUGAAUUCUCAAAAUUGCAAAAUCGCGUUAGACACGAAGUAGAAGAAAAAUUAUCGAAGGAGCAGAGAAAAUAUGUUUUGACCGAACAAAUGAAAUAUAUUAAGAAAGAACUUGGAUUAGAGAAAGAUGACAAACAAUCGAUUCUUCAAUCCUUCAGAGACGCGAUAGAAGGAAGAACGAUUCCUGAAGAUGCAUCGAAAGUGAUUGAUCACGAAUUGAGUCGUUUAUCUUCACUGGAACCUUCAUCAGCGGAAUUCAAUAUUUGCCGUACUUAUCUUGAGUGGCUCACCCAAAUACCCUGGGGCGUAACCACAGUAGAUAAUGAGGACAUUGAGAAAGCUGCUAAGAUUCUUGAUGCGGAUCAUUACGGAUUACAAGACGUUAAAGAUCGUCUCCUCGAAUUAAUGGCUGUCAAUAUUUUGAAGAAAGACACACGGGGGAAGAUAGUUUGUCUAGUUGGACCUCCAGGAGUUGGAAAAACAUCAAUUGGGAAAUCCAUAGCAAAAGCUCUUGAUCGCAAGUUUUAUAGAUUUUCAUUGGGCGGCCUAUCAGAUGUCGCAGAAUUACGAGGGCAUCGGCGUACUUACGUCAGCGCAAUGCCAGGAAAAUUCAUCCAAGCUCUGAAGGAAACCAAAGCAAUCAAUCCAGUCAUACUCUUAGAUGAAAUUGACAAGCUGGGUAAAGAUUUCCGAGGGGAUCCUGCUUCUGCACUUCUAGAGAUUCUGGACCCUCAACAAAACAAUAGUUUCAGAGAUCAUUACGUCGAUCUUCCCGUCGAUCUCUCGAAAGUUCUUUUCUUAUGUUCCGCAAAUGCGACCGAUUCCAUUCCGUCUCCAUUGCUAGAUCGUAUGGAGAUCGUUCGAUUAGCAGGUUAUAUAAAGGAAGAGAAAUUAGCAAUUGCUGAACAAUAUUUGAUUCCGCAAGUGAUUUCUGAAACAGGCGUGAAUGAAGAGAAGAUUGAAAUCAAAGGACCUGUCUUGGAGAAGAUUGUUGCAGAUUAUGCAAGAGAAGCUGGAGUGAGAAAUUUGAGCAAUAUCGAGAAGAUAUUCAGAAAAGUUGCAUUACAAAUUGUUCGAAAAUCCGUCGAGAAGCAAACUGUUGAUCUUUCCAAUUUGAACGACGUUUUUGGGACAGCCACCGUUUCAGUCGGACCGUCUUUUGCGAAAACGCCACCUGGUGUCAUUAUGGGACUUGCAUGGACUCAAAUGGGUGGCAGGUUACCACGCCGUCGAGGACAUCAAAGUCGUCAAAAUCGUCAAAGUCCUCUUCUGAGGCAAGCCACCGAUCGGGGCCAUUUUCGUGUAACUGGACAAUUAGGGGGAGUUAUGAGUGAGAGUUGUCAGAUCGCGUUGUCAUUCGCAAAAUAUUUCCUUUCUGAAUUCGCUCCUGAAAAUCGUUAUCUGGAUGAGGCUCAAAUCCAUCUUCACAUUCCUGAGGGCGCAACUCCUAAAGACGGUCCAUCUGCCGGAAUCACGAUGGCAACAUCUCUGAUUUCAUUAGCAUUGAAAGAGCCAAUCAUUGAAGAUGUUGCGAUGACUGGAGAAUUAACUUUAACAGGGAAAGUGAUAAAGAUCGGAGGAGUGAAGGAAAAAGUGAUUGCGGCAAAACGAGAAAAUGUAAAGAAUCUCGUAUUCCCGCUGGACAAUCUCAAAGACUUCGAGGAGCUUAGUGACAACGUCAAGGCGGGGCUUACAGUGCAUUUCGUCGAAUGUUACGACGACUUGUUUAAUAUUGUUUUCCCAAAACAUUCGAAUUCUAGAGGAUUUACUGUUGCGUCGCGGAUUCCUCGCAGACCCCCAGUUGUACUAAAAAUUCCCGAAGCUCCCGUUGCUCCUCCUGUUGAUGGUUCGAAGAAUGAAGAUUUAGAGAAGGCUGUACAGGCUAGAGAAGCCAAAGGCUGA
Molecule: messenger RNA, 2127 nt
Organism: Condylostylus longicornis
Lineage: Eukaryota; Metazoa; Arthropoda; Insecta; Diptera; Dolichopodidae
Product: lon protease homolog, mitochondrial-like
Biological process (GO): protein catabolic process; mitochondrion organization; proteolysis
Cellular component (GO): mitochondrial matrix
Molecular function (GO): single-stranded DNA binding; ATP binding; ATP hydrolysis activity
Source: RefSeq, a predicted model, not a curated record